AGAAAAAGAAAGUGAAAAGGAAUAGGCGGGAUGGCUGAUCGGUAUCUUGGUUGGAAAAAAGCCGUGGUGGGAAUAUCCAACAUCGUCCACCGUGUUAUUUCUCAAUUUGUGUGCUGAAUGAGUGAAACACGACGGCGGAAAAAUGCGUGGAGUGAAAUGCAUCAGUUUUGCGCUGUGGAUUAAUAUUCUCAGCGUGAUGACAGCAGAAAAUGAUUUCAGUCUGGAAUUAACUCCAUCAAAUCCUGUGAUUCAUGUUGGUGAGGAUUUGGAGCUGACCUGUCGAGUGAGCGGUUGUCCGUUUAAUGUGACCUUCAUCUGGAAAGCAACACUGGAUGAAUUUCUCGGUGGAGAGAUUAAAAACGAGCAGAAUGUUUCCCGUCUGCUGAUCAGGAACAUCUCUGUCAAACACAGUAAUAAAGUUGUGUGCAAAGCUACUUGUCCGAUGAAACCGUCAGGAAGAGAGAAAACGGCAAAUAUACAAAUGUUCUCAUUUCCAGAAGAUCCCAUAGUGCCCAAAAUAAAGAGUUUGACAGCAAACCAAACCCAGAAGCUUACCUGCACAGUCCACAACAUUUACCCUCCGGAAAGGUUUCAGGUUGAGUGGCUUCGAGGAAAUACCGUCCUCCAUAAGGACCGACUGCAAGUAGAACAUUUAGACCACGUUCAGAAUUAUUCCUUUGUGUACAAUUACACACCUUCUGUUGAUGAUCUGGGCAAGAAUAUCAGUUGCAAGGCAACAAUGAAUCUCAGCCUCGUCAAGCAAGAGAGAACAACAACUGCUGAAUAUGGUCCAGGGACUAUAACAGUUUCCAGUAAUAAUGCUUUGGUAAAGAUUGGCGAACCCUUGGAGAUAGCAUGUCACGCAGACGGAAACCCCAAACCAACAAUCUCAUGGUGGAAACUAGAGAAUAAGCCUGAACUCCAGAGUCAUAACCACACGCUGAUCAUAAACAAUGCUUCCUGGUCUCAGGCUGGUUGGUAUCAGUGUAAUGCCAGCAAUGGUGCGGGAAGCCAGCAAGCGAGAAUAAAAGUCAUCGUUGUAGGUCCUCCAAACAUCCCUAGAAUCCAGUUAAGCCAUGAAGAGGAGCCUAAAGAAGGAGAGAGCAUAAGCAUAUUCUGUUCUUCAGACGGCAGGCCAGCAAAACUCAAGCUUUACAGACAGUCCCAGACCAUUGCAACAGGAGAUCCCGACAAAUCAGCUGUGCUUUUAAACAUCACAUCAGUCCAAACAACUGAUGCAGGGAUUUACAUCUGUGAAGCAAUAAAUGAGUUUGGCUUUGAGAGGAGCACAAUCAACAUUACAGUCCAAGCAGCACAAGAAGACAUACGGAGCAAAGUGGACCUCCUGUGAUCAUACUGCCGACUAUAGGGUCAGUGUCGCUGUUGACCGCUGCAGGACUGCUGAUCAGACACUGCAGAAAGAAAGUCAAGAAAGACUCCAGUAACAUCACACUCAACUAAACAGACUCAACUUUAUAUUUCUGAAAUGUUUCUUUAUAAUCUUUAUUUUAU
Molecule: messenger RNA, 1512 nt
Organism: Puntigrus tetrazona (Sumatra barb)
Lineage: Eukaryota; Metazoa; Chordata; Actinopteri; Cypriniformes; Cyprinidae
Gene: vcam1a
Product: vascular cell adhesion molecule 1a
Exons: 6
Coding region: 143-1351 (402 amino acids)
Biological process (GO): cell adhesion
Cellular component (GO): membrane
Molecular function (GO): integrin binding
Source: RefSeq, a predicted model, not a curated record